Molecule: messenger RNA, 150 nt
Organism: Linum tenue
Lineage: Eukaryota; Viridiplantae; Streptophyta; Magnoliopsida; Malpighiales; Linaceae
Source: the annotation of a GenBank genome assembly
AUGCUGGAGAUCAGGAGGAGGCAUGCACAAGCAACAAACAAGCAAGUCUUCCAACAGACAAAAAGCCUAACACAAAAGCCACAGGAAACUCUGGUUUUGAGAGAGCACUUGCACAGAGAGCGCUCUUUCGAUCACAUACUCACAAGGUGA